This is a messenger RNA of Mizuhopecten yessoensis (Yesso scallop), 1285 nucleotides long. Its product is annotated as basic leucine zipper transcriptional factor ATF-like. Bases 97 to 651 code for a protein of 184 amino acids. Gene Ontology annotation, molecular function: RNA polymerase II cis-regulatory region sequence-specific DNA binding; DNA-binding transcription factor activity, RNA polymerase II-specific. Gene Ontology annotation, biological process: regulation of transcription by RNA polymerase II. The record is from RefSeq and is a predicted model, not a curated record. Gene Ontology annotation, cellular component: nucleus. The transcript has 4 exons. Lineage: Eukaryota; Metazoa; Mollusca; Bivalvia; Pectinida; Pectinidae.
CAGGAUUCGUCAAACGGAGCUGUCAUACACAGAAGUUAAUUCAACUGUUGAUGUGAACGUCGUGUAAACGUAAAUAGAAGUCACACAACAAGCAGCAUGCUACAGAGAGACACGUGCUCACCGACACCCAGUACAUAUACCCUCCCCUCAACGUCCACCCCUCCCACCAAACUGCCCCCUCCCCACGCGCAAGAUGAGGAAACCUUGGUGGCGGCGACACUUUUGGCCCUGGAGACGGGAGAUCUUACCCCCCUUAUAAAAGAGGAACUCAAAUACACUAUACAGUCAAGACGUGUAUCGGAGGGCAAGAGGGAGCUUCAAGUGGGCUUCAAACAGCCUCAGACGUACAAGUUGACUGACGAGGAGGUUGAGAGGGUAGAUAGGAGACGGGAACAGAAUAGACUCGCAGCCCAGAAGUUCCGGCGGAAACAGAAAGCCGAGGCUGAUGUGCACAUCAAACGGAUACAGAGACUGGAAUCUUCAAACACAAAACUGAAAGAGGAGCUUCGAAGUUUAAGAGAGGAAAAAAGCCAACUCUUCUACCAUUGGUCGUCACAUAUGAGUGUAUGUCCAGCCCGAAUAGAGACCCGAGGACCCGAUACCCCCGGGUUUGUCCUCGGACAAGGCACUACAGGAUACGAUGUCACUUGAUUCAACAGUAGCUAAAAGGAUAAAAUGUCAUAAACGACAUGAAGAAAUAAUCCAAAAAAUAGAGUGCUGGACGGAAACCACGAGAUCACCAAGUGAAAGUUGUCCGACUAUGGCUGUUUGACAUAUUCGUGACUAUCUGGGACCCGAGUGUGACCAGUAAUUAUAAAUAUACACAUUAUGUAGACAUGUCGAUCACCCAUUGCGACAGUGUUACACUGGAUGCCUCCUGGAACCAACCAAAGUCCCCCAGAGGCAGUUAGACAAAGCGAUCCAAAGGCAUGCAACUAUCACUGAACGUUUCUUGUGUUAUGCGGUAAAUGUAGGAAAGUUGUUUUUGUUUUUUGUACAGAGCUUUAUAGUAACAGACUAUCAAUCCCACUAUAUUUAACCAUACAAGUAUACAUGUAUGUUGUUUAAGUUUCAUAACCCGGUGCUUAAGUCUAUAUAUUCAUUGUCGACUAGCGUUAGAGAUAUACUUAAUGCAUGUGAUGAAUAACCUACGUGAAUGUAUUACUAACUUAAUCGGUAACGAUGUAAAAUGUACAUAUGAGAGAAACAAUGUAUGUGUGUAAUUCAAUUACAAAUACUUAUUGUAUAUGUUUUACAAUCGUUUGAUAAAAUCGAAGUAUCUUUC